UUGGCUCCACUUCUCGUCUCUCGUUGUCUCCAGUUGGCGCAGCGUGACGAGCGAUGAUCAUGUGCACAGUAUCACAUGAGUUGAGAUGUGUUCUGUGGUAAUGGAUGAUGCUGUGUGCAGUUUGGAUAUGGCAGGGUUACCCUACGUGACGCUACGUGGGGGGUGCCGCAUGCCGCUGGUGGGAUUCGGCACCUGGAAGACAAAAAAGGGUGAGGCGUAUGCAGCUGUGUGUGCUGCACUUGAGGCCGGCUACCGGCACCUGGACUGUGCACACGUGUAUGUGAAUGAAGAGGAGGUUGGGAAUGGCAUCCAGGGCUCUGGGGUGCCUCGUUCACAAAUAUUCAUCACGAGCAAGCUGUGGAACACGUUCCAUCACCCCUCUGCAGUGCGUGCUGCUUGCGACCAGACGCUGGCGGCCCUGAAGACAAACUACCUGGACCUGUACUUGAUGCACUGGCCUAUGGGCUUCAAGCCAGGUGAGGACUUGUUCCCAUUGGAUGAAAAUGAUAAAGUGAUUACUGAUGGCACGGAUUUUCUGGACACUUGGGAGGCAAUGGAAGCACUCGUCGACGCAGGUGUCAUUCGAGCUCUGGGUCUCUCUAACUUCAAUCGUGACCAAAUAAGGAAGAUUCUGAACAAACCCGGCCUGAAGCACAAGCCUGUGGUCAAUCAGAUAGAGAGCCAUCCUUACUUGACUCAAGACCGGCUGAUUGCAUUUUGUCGUGAACAUGGAAUUGAAGUGACGGCAUACAGCCCGCUGGGUUCCCCCGAUCGUAGUUGGGCCUCUGUGAAUGAGCCCAAAUUACUGGAAGAUCCGUGCGUAUGUGCGAUUGCAUCGAAGCAUAAGAAGACACCUGCACAGGUUCUAAUCCGAUUCCAUGUACAAAGAGGAGUGAUGGUGAUUCCAAAGUCUGUGACAAAGGCACGCAUCCAUGAGAACAUACAGGUGUUUGAUUUUGAGCUGACUGCAGAUGACAUGAAAUCCUUGACUUCCCUCAACAAGAACUGGAGGGCCUGCCCAAUGCAGUGGGCUGUGGACCACAAAGACUACCCAUUCAACACUGACUUCUGAACCCAG
This is a messenger RNA of Petromyzon marinus (sea lamprey), 1078 nucleotides long. The record is from RefSeq and is a predicted model, not a curated record. NCBI's taxonomy places the organism in Eukaryota, Metazoa, Chordata, Hyperoartia, Petromyzontiformes, Petromyzontidae.